This is a messenger RNA of Fraxinus pennsylvanica, 1374 nucleotides long. The record is from the annotation of a GenBank genome assembly. Lineage: Eukaryota; Viridiplantae; Streptophyta; Magnoliopsida; Lamiales; Oleaceae.
AUGACAACCCAACUUGAACACUGUGAAAUCCUACCUGCACCUGGCGAGGAAACCCAUGAACUAACAUUACCUUUGACAUUUUUCGACAUACCAUGGUUGUAUUUUCAUCCAAUUCAGCGUCUUCUGUUCUACGAAUUCCCUUAUUCCAAGGCCUAUUUCUUGGAAACCAUAGUUCCAAACCUCAAAGAUUCACUCUCCUUCACUCUCAAACAUUAUAUUCCAUUAGCAAGCAACAUACUGUAUCCAGCGAGCAAUGAAAAGCCCUUUUUUCGUCACGUGAUGGGGGACUCGCUUUCUCUAACGAUAGCCGAGUCAAACGAGGAUUUCGACUAUCUUAUUGCAAAUUAUGCACGAGAUGCUGAUCAGUUCUAUCCUUUUGUCCCUGAAUUGCCACCACCUAAAGAGGAGCCUGGGUAUAAAACUUUUCCAGUCUUCUGUCUACAGGUAACUUUUUUCCCAAAUCAUGGCGUAUGUAUUGGUUUUACCAACCAUCAUAGUAUAGGCGAUGCGAGUUCAAUUGUGGGUUUUAUCAAGGCCUGGGCUUCAAUCAGCAAAUUCGGGGGAGAUUCGCAGUUGAUUGACGCCAAAUCCUUACCUCUUUUUGAUAGACAUGUCAUUAAAGAUCCUCGUGGAAUAGGAGAUUUAUAUUGGAACCAAUUGAAGAAUAUGUCUUUGCAAUUUCCAUCUUUGCAUUUACCCACCAAUAAGGUUCGGGCCACAUAUAUUCUCCACCAGGCUGAUAUCGAGAAGCUCAAGUAUUCGGUUUUGGCUCGAAAACCAGAUUUGGUUCAACCUUCAUCUUUUGUAGUUACAACUGCCUAUGUCUGGGCUUGUUUGGUGAAAUCCUGGCAAACCAGUGGAAAGGAGGUUGAUGCAGAUGAGCUUGAAUACUUUGGUUUUGCAGUGGAUUGCCGGGGACGCAUGAAUCCUCCAGUGCCUGCUAGUUACUUUGGAAACUGCAUAGGAGCUUUAAUAGUGAAAAUAAAACACCAGGAGUUAAUGGGAAAUGAAGGGUUCUUCAUUGCGGCUGAGGCAAUUGCAGAGAUAAUUCGAAUGAAGGUGAACAACAAGGACGAAAUGGUUAAAGUUGCUGAGAAUUUGCUAGGAAAUUUUUCCGAAUUUAUAGGUAAACGGAUUCUUUCAGUAGCUGGAUCGCCUAAGUUCGACCUAUAUGACACGGAUUAUGGAUGGGGUAGGCCAAAGAAGCUGGAGGUAGUGUCCAUUGAUGGAGGUGGUUCCAUGUCUCUGUGCAAAUCCAGGGAUUCUGAGGGAAGUCUGGAGAUUGGUUUGUCUUUGCCGAAGAAGGAAAUGGAUGCCUUUGCAGCUAUUUUUGCCAGUGGCUUAGGAAUUUUAUCAAAGGAAGUUCUCUACUGA